Molecule: messenger RNA, 7426 nt
Organism: Cricetulus griseus (Chinese hamster)
Lineage: Eukaryota; Metazoa; Chordata; Mammalia; Rodentia; Cricetidae
Source: RefSeq, a predicted model, not a curated record
AUGGGUUUCUCUGCCAACACACGGGAGGACUUCGGCGGGUGCUCCUGUCGAGGCUCGCAGCCUCCGGGAGGGCUCGCGUCCGUUCUCACUGUGGUGAACCCGGAGGGUGGGAGCGGGCAGGAGAAGCACAGACAGACACGCUGCAGCAGCAGCAGCAGCAGCAGCCCUGACUUCUGUGCUUAUGUUGGCGGCAGUCGGAGACAUUCUCCUGGUCUGUGUUCUGAUUCUUCUUUGGAGCAGAGUUUAAGAAUCACUGUUGGCAAUGACCACUUCUGUGUUAACACACCAGAACGGCGUCGACUUAGUGACCGGUUGGGAUCACCAGUUGAUAAUCUGGAGGAUAUGGACAGGGAUGAUCUGACUGAUGAUUCUGUCUUCACUCGAACCUCCAAGUGCUCUCGGGGUCUUGAACGAUACAUUUCUCGGGAGGAGGGGCCACUUAGUCCUUUCUUGGGACAACUUGAUGAGGAAUACCGUGCAAGAGAAACUUUUCUGCAUAGAACUGAGUAUAGUCCCCAUGUCAGUUGUCAUGAUGAAUUGUUGAGAGGAGCAGAACGGAAUAGAGAGAAACUCAAAAGUUCUUCCUACUCCAUACGAGCUGAGGAAAGAAGCCGGGAGACCAAAAGACCCCGUUAUGAUGACACAGAAAAGGUACAUAGCAUAGGAGGGGAUCACUCGAGUUUUACAUCUGGGACUCGCAACUAUAGACAGCGAAGAAGAAGCCCAAGCCCAAGGUUUCUAGACCCUGAGUUUCGAGAACUGGACCUUGCCAGGCGAAAGCGAGAGGAAGAGGAGGAACAAAAUAGGAGCUUGGGUCAGGAGCUUGUGGGAGCUGAUGAUGAUCAAACUAGCUGUUCCAUCCCUGGGUUGUCAAAUGUCCUAACAACAUCAGAGCCAGGAUAUUCUUUGCAUCGGCCUGAGGAAGUAUCUGUGCUGCCCAAGAAGUCCAUUCUGAAGAAGCGAAUUGAAGUGGACAUGAAGCCUUCCUUGCAGCUUGAGAGCUUUUCCGGCAGUACCAGCUCCAGUCAGGAUCAUUCUCUCUAUUCUGAACAUUCACCUCUUCCAUUAAGUGGUGCUAUUGCUGCUUUUGCUUCAGAGAUUGAAAAUAAGGGAACUACAGUGGAGGCUGACCUGAAGGAACCUCAGAGUAACCUGUACCAGUGGGGUCUCCUCCAUGAGACACCUAAAGACAACAAUCCUCUCGCUGAAAAAUUUGACAGUUUUCUGUGCUAUAAGGAAAAAUUGAAUUUGAAGGCUGAGGGACUUGAGCGACAUGCAGACUUCUUACUACCCCAUGAGAGAGCUAGCCAGGAUGGCAGUGGCUUUUCUCGAAUUCUGAGCAUGUUGGCUGACUCUACCAGUACACAGGAAAAAAGAAGACGUAGCUUCCCUGAUAUUGAGGAUGAGGAGAAAUUUCUCUAUGGGGAUGAAGAGGAGGAUAUUAAAGCAGAAUCUCCACCUAAGUCCCUUGGGGACUCUGAGAAUAAAGGUUCAAGACAGAAAGCAAGCUCUGUGCCCUCAACUCCAGCCAUAAAGCUAGAAUCACUAGAAGAGAGCAAUCCAGAAUAUUCCAAGAUUCAUGACUUGCUGAAGACCAUAGGGCUGGAUAUUGGAGUAGCAGAAAUUAGUAAAUUGGCUGCACGCACCCAGGAGCGACUUCAUGGCAAGAAGCCAUCAUCACGCUCCCUAGCUGACCGACGUCCGUCUGCUGACCGACACUUCUCAGCUGACCGAGGUUCCUCAGUGGAGCACAGUUUCAUAACUGAUAGACGCUCAUCAGAUUCUCACAGACUGGAGAGCAGGGAGUCACAUCAUAGCAAUACUCAGUCCCCAGAAGUAUCCCAUCCACUCCCAGCCUCACCAGUAGACCCUUACCUGCUCACAAAAAGUAGCCCUCCAUUCUUAAAGGCUGACCAUCCACUGGGUCAUGUUCCAGGGCCAGAGGUAGUUGGCAGUGGGUUUCAGUCACCUGUUGCUGUUAGAUGCAUGAUGCCAUCGGCCCCACCUACCCCAAUUAGACUUCCACACUCUGCUCCUUUACCCCAGUUCUAUAUACCAAGGGCCUCUCAGUUUGCCACACCUCGGAUUCCUCCAAACUACCAGGGAUCUGUCAUUCCCUCUGCCCCCUUUGAUGCCUAUAGGCACUACAUGGCAUACACAGCCUCAAGGUGGCCCAUGUAUCCUGCCUCUCAACCAUCAAGCCACACUUUACAGGAGCCACACAGGCUAAUACCAACAACCAAACAAACUACUCAUAGUAGUCGUCCCAAUCUCCGUGUGAUCCCCACUGUGACUCCUGAAAAGUCCAAACAAGAGGUAUCAGUGCUAGGCUCAAUUUCUGUUAAGCAAGUUCCUAUUCAGGUGUCUCCAUCACUCAUAAGAUACAAUCCAGAGAAGAUCUCUGAUGAAAAGAACCGUGCCUCCCAGAAGCAGAAGGUUAUUGAAGAGAGGGAAAAACUGAAGACUGACCAGGAAGCCCGGCAGAAGAAAAUGUUUUAUCUCAGGACUGAGCUGGAGAGGCUUCAUAAACAACAAGGGGAGAUGUUGCGCAAGAAGCGAAGGGAGAAGGAUGGUCACAAAGAUCCCCUUCUGAUGGAGGUGAGUCGACUGCAGGAUAGCAUUAUGAAGGACAUUGCAGAGCUGCAUAAAGAGACAGAAGAAGCAGAAAAGAAGCAAUCUGAACUGGACAAAGUGGCACAGAUCCUGGGAAUUGACAUCUUUGAUAAAUCCCUGAAGUCCUCAAAUGACAGUAAAGAGUCUACAGAGAAGCCUGAAAAAGGAGAGAAAUCUAAGAGCCCAGAAAGAGAGUUAUUGACCUCAAACUCUUCCUCUAACAACCAGGAAUCAAAAGUAAAUGAAAAGUCCUGUAUUAAGAACCCUAAUUCUGCUGAAAGCCUCCAGCCAACCUCUAAGCAAUCUGACCAACCUGUUGCUGUGUAUGAGUAUUACGACGCUGGUAAUCACUGGUGCAAAGACUGCAACACCAUAUGUGGGACCAUGUUUGACUUCUUCACCCAUAUGCACAAUAAGAAGCAUACACAGACACUGGAUCCCUACAACAGACCUUGGGCUUCAAAGACCCAGAGUGAGGCUAAGCAAGACACUGUAAAGCGAACUGACAAGAUAACUGUUCCUGCAAAAGGCUCUGAGUUUCUGGUUCCCAUCACUGGAUUUUACUGCCAACUUUGUGAGGAAUUUUUGGGGGAUCCAAUUUCUGGAGAGCAACAUGUGAAGGGUCACCAGCACAAUGAGAAAUACAAGAAAUAUGUGGAAGAAAACCCAUUGUAUGAAGAACGAAGAAAUCUGGACCGCCAAGCAGGCUUGGCUGUGGUCCUAGAGACAGAACGACGACGGCAAAAUGAGCUAAAGCGCAAACUUAGUGAGAAACCAAAGGAGGAGAAGAUAGAAAAAAAGGCAAAAGUUGUGAAAGAAGCAAAGGAAGAUGACAAAACCUCCAUAGAAUUAGAGGACCAGCUCUCUGAGGGUGGGAAUUCCCCUGAAAAGGGUGAAGUUAAAAGGAAUGCUAGCCUCAAACUCCCAGUAAGAGAAGAGAUAAAAAAGGAGUCAUCAAUAGCAUCGUCUUUCGGAAAGUUCAGUUGGAAGAAGCCAGAGAAAGAAGAAGAAAAAGGUUCAAUGGUGCCUCUAAGUGCCCCUAAGGAAGACACUAUAGAAAACAGUAAGGACAAAGAUGAUGGAAAAGCCGAAACUGGAAAGACAAAGCCCAUCAAAAUUAAGCUUUCUGGGAAAACUGUUGUGGCACAUACCAGUCCCUGGACACCUGUUGUUACAACCUCAACGCAGACUAAGAUCCGACCCAACCUGCCUAUCCCAUCCAUGGUACUCCGAAAGUCAGGGUCAGCUACAGUGAGCAAGCCUGCCCCUCUUAACACCUUUCUGUCAAUCAAAUCCUCUGGGACCUCUGCCAGACCUCUGCCAGUGGUUAAAGAGUCUUCAUCUGAUCUACUGUUGCCUCCAGAUAUCAUCUCCAAAGCUUUUGGAGGGGAAGAGGUGAUUCUAAAGGGAUCUCCAGAGGAAAAAGUGGAACUGGCUGAAAAGAAUGAGCCAUCCCAAGUACCUGAGCAACUGUUGGCUCUGCCACCACCACCACCGCCACCACCUCCACCUCCACCUCCACCACCCCUGGUUAUACCUCAUCUGUCUGCCCCAUCUCCUGCUCAAGCAAAUGUCUUAGCUCCAGUGAAAUCCAAUUCAGUUGUAUCUCAGACUCUCGGUCUUGGCUUCCAAGGUCCUGAGAUUUUGAACUCAGGGUUGCCUGUAGCCUUCACGGCCUCAGAACAACCAGCUGCCAUUCCUUCUGAUGAGACAGCUCCUGGGGUGAGUGAGAGUGACAGGGACCAGACCCUAAUCUCUAUGUUAGUGCGGCCUCCACCACCCCUCUCAAGUGUAUUCAGUGAACAGGCCAAAAAAUUAGAAAAGCGAAAUUUGUGCUUAGCAACAGCCAAUGCUAAGGACCUAUAUGACAUAUUCUACAGCAGUGGUGGGAAGGGGGCCCAUGAGACUAAGCUGAGUGGUAGUCCAUUGGCCAACGGGGAAAACAGCAGCCUCUUUAGAACUGAAAAUUCAGAUAUCUCUUCCACUUCUACUUUGAACAGUAGUGUGUCCUCAGAGGAUCUGCCUCAAGAUAGUGGUUUGGUCACUGCUCCUGUAAACAGCAAACUUGAAGAUCCCAUUCCAAAAGGUCUGGUGUCCAUAGGGAAAUGGUCAGUUGUAGAUCAUAUAGACCCCAAAAGUAGAGACAGCAGCUAUAGCUUCCUACAGCCUCUGACAAGGUUGUACCAAAAUAGGCCUUAUGAAAUGGUUGUCCCAAAGACAGACACUUCGGCUGUGUGGACGUCUGCUUCCUUCCAGAGUGACACUAAUAAGGAUAGACCUCCAGAGGGGAAAAUCAAGUCUGACCUGGGAGAGCCAGGGCCACCUGGUACAGAUUCAGCUUCUCAUCUGUCAGAUACACACUGUCAUACCAAGGGGUCUCAGAAGUUAGUAGAAAUUAACUUCAUAGAUAAGCAAAACAAGAACCAAGAGUUGGGCCAGUCUGAGGAUUGUAGAGAAAGAGAAAUGAAGAGAAAUACUGAACUAAAAGAAAAGGUAGCAGUUGAAGAAGAAGCAGGUACCAACAUUGGACUCCACAGCAUAGAAGAUUCCAAUUUGAACCAUGGCAGCAGAAACACAUGGGAAGGAGAAAUAGGACAACCAAAAUUAUCAACAAUUGACAAAGAGGUGGAACAGUCUAGGAAAUUGAUGACAGGACAUGAAAAUCCAAGCAAAGUAGUAAUUGAAUCGAAUCAGUCUCUUGCUUCCAAAAGGGCAAAAAUAGACUCAUUUCCAUCAUUGCUCCAGAAUCCAAAAGAUGUGCCUGAAUUACUUCUGCUAUCCCCGCCUAGAUCAGAUAUGUGUUUAAAGAAACCAGAGACUUGGGAGAGUCCAAAGAAACCAGAAGGGAGCCCAGAGAAACCAGGGGUGGAAGCUGUGGAGCUACAAGAUACUCACCCAGAACUAACAGUGGCAAAAGAAAGCAAAGCCUUAGAAAACUUUGAAGCUACACAUUUAAAAGCAGAGGGGCUUGUUACCUUGAGGAAUCUGGGGGAUGUACAUGCUGAUUUCCGCAAUGUUCAAAUAGAACAAGCACAUAGAUCACCAACUGCCCUGUCACAGAAAAUGUGUGAAGAAAAUUCUGUACUAUCUGUAGUGUGUAAUCUUUCCAGUCCCAGUGACUUUGAACCAAUACAAUCUUUUUCUGGGUUUCUGUUAGAAUCUCCCAAAACUUUGGUGCUUAAUUUUGGAACAGAGGGUGAACAUAGUUCAUCUAAUUCCAGAAAUGGGAGAAUCGCUUCUAACUGUCUAGAAACAGGACACCCUGUAGAAAAUGUUGACCAUGACUUAGGAGGUGAGAGAACACACCAGGCCCUUGACCUGUUGGCUGGAGGAAUGUUGUCUGAGGAAGUAAAGGGAACGUCACAGUUACCAGAAGAUUUACUCAGAGUGGAGUCCACGACAGUUGGCCCUUCAGGCCUUGGACCAUCUCCUUGCCUUCCAGACCUUGUUGACUUUGUCACACGGACAUCUGGAGCUCCAAAAGAGAAGCCGUGCUCUCCGCUCUGUGAGCCAGGUGACUUUCUUACGUGUAAUUCCUUGGGUAUGGGAUCACCACCUCUAGAAAUUGUGAAUGUAUCUGUCUCAGAGGUAGUUUCUCAAGCAAGUGAAGACAAUGACAGUGCUUUGAAUUUGGUGAAAUCUCCAACCUCAGGGUCCCCCUCAAGGGAUCAGGUGGUUGGAGGCAAUAUGGACCCCCAGGAAAUAACUGAACAAGAAGCUGCAGUUGAUGUCAUUCCAGACCACACAAGAUCUAGUGUUCAUGACUACAGCAGCCAGGACUACCUGAACGGAUGAAUCAUAUUGGGUUUUAGAAAUUGGACCCCAGCUGACCCAGGACUAGUUGGCAAUCUCAUCUGGAGCCUUCACAGUAAAUGUUCAUGGGAGCUAAAGAAAUUUGCCUAUUUUCCCCACUCCUUUCCCUUUAGACAAAUUAAUCUUUACAACUUCUCUACAUAUCUGUUAAAAUAUUUUCUGUUAAGUUUUUAAAAUUUUGGCCAAAUUAUUUUCUCUUUGUCAUUAAAGUUAAAUGUCUAUCUGGCUCACCACAAAGUGUGCUUUGAUUUUGGCUUUGAGGCUGCCAUUUAUGGAAUGUGAGCGGGGAGGGAACAGCUGACUUCAGUUACUAUGUUGUAUUCCUACCUACUUUUCUGGGCAAUUGAUGGCUGUCUGGGAGAAACACCAGAAAGCUUGCUGAAAUGGAAAACUUCUGAAGAAAGAAUUGUUCCUCCCUUAGGUUUCCAUUCAUUCGGAUGAGACUACCUUAACAUUGUUAGAAAUGCAACGUGAGUAGCCUUUUUGCUUGCUGUUUAACUUCCCUUAUUGGCAUGUUAGCUCCAUCCUUCCUUACUUUGUUGCGUUUGCUUCAAAUGGUCCUGGUCACUUGCAGACUUAUUUGGAAAUGGCCUCAGUAAAGGAAAGAAAAACUGGCAGGCUCAGGUUUGGAAGACGACAAACCGGUAAGGCUUAUUCCUGGCUCAAUACCAUGAGCGUUUGUGUUUCUGAGGUCUUUUAGUUUUGAAUUGACCUUUGUUCAUUAUAUUGUGGUCCAGUAACAUUUUAUGUUAAAUUAUCAGCCACUUCUGUUGUGAACUCUAAAAGAUCUGAAAUUGGGAUUAGACACAUUCUCUGUUCCACAAGCAUAGAUGUAACUAACUCUCUACCUUUCCCUUACCCAAGUUAUUGCCAUCAUAGUGUGAUGUUUUGGGUUGUACAUUUUGUUUAAUAAAAGAUUAAAGAAUUUAUGAAGUUGGCUUGGACAAGUUUAACUAUUUUUAAGGUGUUAAUUUUUUGGAAUAAAUGUAUUCAUCUCACA